Tachyglossus aculeatus (Australian echidna) is the source of this 2066-nucleotide messenger RNA. RefSeq names its product leucine rich repeat, Ig-like and transmembrane domains 2 (gene LRIT2). The transcript is spliced from 6 exons. Gene Ontology annotation, molecular function: protein binding. The record is from RefSeq and is a predicted model, not a curated record. NCBI's taxonomy places the organism in Eukaryota, Metazoa, Chordata, Mammalia, Monotremata, Tachyglossidae. The coding region runs from base 1 to 1995 and encodes 664 amino acids.
AUGGAACUGGUCUUCAAGCGGGCCCUCCUUCCCCUGUGCCUUUCUUUCUUACAUAGGCAAGCCAGAUCGUCCUUCCAGGAUCAGAUGCGAAACGAUAGCAAAUAUCAGCCUUUCGAAACACCCUCCGGGGGCUGGGGGGAGUGUGAGGAUGGGAAAACUUUAGCCAUGGUUUAUGUCUCUCACUCCUUAAUGAAACUCUUAGCAUUUGGAUUGCAAGAGGAGAAACACAAGCCUGACAUCUUCUGGCUGUCUCAAAAUGUGUCAGGCUUGUGCGAAGAGAAAACAAUGGAUCGCAGCUAUUGCACUUUCCUCUUGGUUCUGGUCUUCCUGAGGACAAACCCAGCUCUUUUUUCCUGUGUGCCCGGCUGUGUGUGUUCCGAUGAUAGCUUUGGCAGGAGUCUGCUGUGUUUGGCCUCCUCCAUGAAAAUGAUUCCAAGGAACAUCCCAUCCGAUAUCAGAAAACUUAGACUAGAAAGCUCUCCCCUCACAGAGCUUCCACGGGGCUCUUUCUCCAACGGCAGCGCCUUGCGGUACCUCUGGCUCAAUUUCAACAACCUCACGGUGAUCCACUUGCAGAGCCUGGAGUCCCUGAGAGGCCUAAAGGAACUGAGGCUGCGGGGCAACAAGCUGCGCUCAGUACCGUGGGCGGCAUUCCAGGACACGCCGGCCUUGGCCAUCCUGGACCUCCAGCACAACCGGCUGGACGUCCUCCCCGAACAUGCGCUGAAAUACCUGGCCAACCUGAGCUACUUGGACUUAUCCUCCAAUCAGCUCACGGUGGUCUCUCAGGAAGUGUUCUUCAACUGGCCGAUGUACCAGAGAAGCCAACAGGCGGAAGGGGGCUUGGAAGUCAUGUCCAACGCCGUGUUGGCUCUCCACGCCAACCCUUGGGUGUGCGACUGCCGCCUUCGGGGCUUCGUGCAGGUGGUCAAUUCCAUCAGCCCCCCGCUUAUUCUAGUGAACUCUUACCUGACGUGUCUGGGCCCUCCGGCGCAGGCAGGGCGCUUCUUCCACGAAGUAACGCUCAAGGGCUGCAUGAAGCCCCUCAUCUCCACCCCCGGGACCAACUUCACCGUCCAGAUGGGGAAGAAUGUUACCCUGAAGUGCUUGGCCCAAAGCAGGCCUCCCCCAACCCUUUCCUGGACUUACCCGCUGAGGCUGCUGAGGGCAUUUGAUGUGUCGACGUUCCCCAUCGAGGAGGACUCAGUCGCAUCCGAGCUGAUCAUACCCUCUGUGCUUUUGGCUGACGGAGGCAACUACACCUGCACAGCCAUCAACUUCGUUGGCAACAGCUCAGUCAGCAUAGCCCUCCACGUCCAAGCUCCUCGAGCUGCCUCCUCCUCCUCCUCUUCAUCCCAUUUUUCCUCCUCAGAGGACACUCCCUCCAUCCACAUGAGGAUCGCCAAGCAGACGGUGUAUGGGAUCACCCUGGAGUGGUUCACCACAGCCGACGAUCCGGCUGAGACGUGGGUCACCCUCUCCUUGGGGAAGUUUGAAGCCGCGCAGAAGGACACGGUGUACGUUGGCCCCGGGAUCAACACGUACUCGAUGGACGGUCUCCUCCCGGCCACCAAGUACGAGGUGUGCAUCGCUCUCCGCAGCCAGCCCUCCCACAAGGGCCAGUGCGUCGUCUUCAUCACGGGCAGCAACGUCAGCGAGCUGGAGCAGCGGGAGAAGCUGAUCCACAUCAUCGUCGUCGUGUGCGCCAUGGUGCUCUCCGUGCCCGUCGGGUUGUACGCCUGCACCACCGAAACCCACUUUGGCUACCUGGAACGCUGCUGCCAGUGUGGCCCCCGGAGGCGGAGGGGCCCCAGAUGCCCUAACGCUGCCAUCGAGAGCAAGGACAGCACAUUCAACAGCCCGGCGGCGGGCAGCGAGGAGGGUCUCUGCCACAGGGACCCCCGCGGCCAGGACGGUGGGGAGCGUCAGGGGCUCGGGGCUGGAGAGUCUGACACGCCAAACCCCAACUGCCAAAAUGGUGCUGACCUCUACUAGCUAGAGUCCAGCUCCUUGGUAAAAGUGAGGUCGGCUGUGGGCCAGAAGUGUGAGGACGUGAGGACUGGAUC